CCGCCACACCGCUUCCUUUUCUUCUCUAGAUGCUGACUUCUCUGUCUGCACAACAUUUUUUGUUUCGUAUUAGGAAUAAAGUUUAUUUUGGAUCAAAAUCCUUCCAGAGGCCACCCAAUGGGACAACAGGAGAGCUGGGGGAUGCAGUGGUUAGGAGCACUGGCUGCUCUUGCAGAAAUGGGUUGGUUCCUGCACCACAAGUCAGUUCUCAUCCAUCUGUAACUCCAGUUCCAAGGUUUCCAACAUCCUUCUGGUCUCCGGGAAACGUGAUGCACAGAAACCCAGACAGAUAUAUGCACAUAAAUCAAGUCAGGGAUGGAGGUGCAGGCUUUUAAUCCCAGUACCAGGAAGGCAGAAACAGGCAGAUCUCUGAGUCUGAGGCCAGCCUAGUCUAUAUAGUGAGUGCUUCUCUUAUAAAAAGUAAAUAAAUAAAUACAAAUUUAAAUAAAUUCAAAUCCUGCUCUUGGGACUCAAUGAGGCCAACUACUCCAAAGAGGCUCCAUGAAAACAGACUGAAGGAUGGCACAUAGUUCAGGGCAGGCGUCUCCUGCCUUAAUCCUGGCCUCAGAGACUGAAAAACAAGGCAGGAUGGGUAGAAGGCAGGGCUUGGAGAGGAACCAGCACUGACUCCACCCUUCCCACGUCAGAGCCAUGGGGAGCCUAGGUCCUGGUGGGCCAUCCCAGGUGCAAGCACCCUACACUGUUCUGCUGCUUCCACUGGGGACAAGCCGCCAAGACCCAGGGGCCCCGAGCUUCUUCCUCUGGCUGCAGAUGAUGCAGGCUCUGGAGAGGGAACAAGACGCUCUGUGGCAGGGUCUGCAGCUGCUGGAGCAGGGCCAGGCCUGGUUCGCAGACCACCUAAGGGAGGCACAGCAGAGGCAGCUGCAUCUGGGGGCCCUCGGUGAGGAUUUUCUAAUGAACUUAGACUCAGCGACUGACUCCCCACAGCUCACCCAGAUUCAAGAGGUGAACGCUUGUUUGCGCCGUCUGAUUCAGGUGAGCCUCUUGUUUUUAAUGUACAGACUUUGGGGAGGUGGGGGGCUUUUGGAGUCACAAGGCUGGUUCCUGCCUGGCCCAGAGCCAGAGAACUUGUGGUAGCAAUAGAGAGACUAAAGGUGUGACAGACCCUGGCCCACGGGGAAGCAGGGGCCAGUCUGGUUCUCUCUCCUGUAGGAGUUGUCACAGCAGCAAAAAGAGCCGACCCAGUCCAAGGGAGAGGUGGCUCGGCGGGGGCAGAGACGCCUGACCCGUGUGUGAAUCCUC
Messenger RNA from Chionomys nivalis (European snow vole), 1263 nucleotides. It is a transcript of the gene Sapcd1, whose product is annotated as suppressor APC domain containing 1. The record is from RefSeq and is a predicted model, not a curated record. The coding region runs from base 652 to 1098 and encodes 148 amino acids. The transcript has 3 exons. NCBI's taxonomy places the organism in Eukaryota, Metazoa, Chordata, Mammalia, Rodentia, Cricetidae.